Cyanistes caeruleus (blue tit) is the source of this 5160-nucleotide messenger RNA. Lineage: Eukaryota; Metazoa; Chordata; Aves; Passeriformes; Paridae. The record is from RefSeq and is a predicted model, not a curated record.
UACUUUCAUUUACCAUGUGUUCCCACUGCCUCCUGACACCAUUUCCCGGCAAACCUGUGCAGAGGUGGCUUCAGCCCCAGACUGGAACUCCAGAGACCUUUCCCAAUACUGCAAACAGCCCUGGGAUCCUUGACCCCUGGAAGCUGUGGGCAGAAGACAAACAUUGCCUGGAUUUAUCUGCAGGUGCCCAGGGUUCCUCCGCCAGCCCCGGUUUCCUCACUGGAUGGGACACAGAGAUCCCAUUUCAGAGCCUGCAGCAGAUCAGACACAGAUCCAGAGCGAUCCAAGACCCACAGGAGGAGGCUGUGGCUGUUCCAAACAUCCACAUCCAGCUGGAGACAUGAUGUCUCCAGCCCUUCCCAUCCUCUUCACCAUCCUGCUUCUCUCAGCUGGGGCCUCUGCAGCACCGAGUUAUGUGCUGGUGUCCCCGGCCGUGCUGUACCACCCUCACCCUGCCACGCUCUGGCUGCACCUCGGUGACCUCCAGGGGCCCGUCCAGGUCCAUGUCCAGCUGCAGAGGGACAGCGGGACCCUGGCCACCACCCUGCUGAGGAGAGAGGUCCUGGAGCCCCAUCUGCACCUGAACGUCACCUUCCCUGCUCCUGCCCCUGCCAGAGGGACAGAGGAAAUCGUGGCCCUGCACGUCUCAAUCCAAGGGGAGUCCCUGAAUGUCUCCGAGUCGAAGAAGGUGAUGCUGAGAGCUCUGAGCCCCGGGAUCUUCAUCCAGACGGACAAGGCUGUCUACAAGCCUGGGCAGGAAGUGAAGUUCCGAGUUGUCUCUUUGGAUAAAGACCUGACCCCCAGCAACCAGAAGCUGCCCCUGGUGUUUCUGAAGGAUCCCAGCGGGAAUCGCAUCGCGCAGUGGCGGGAGGUGACCCCUCGGCAGGGAAUCGUGGAUUUGUCCCUCCCGCUGGCCUCGGAGCCGGCCCUGGGCACCUACACCAUCAGCGUGGAGGGGAAAAGCAACUCCUUUAGCGUGGAGGAAUAUGUGCUGCCCAAGUUUGAGGUGACCAUUCAUGUCCCCACGCUGUGGGAGAAGGACGAGAAGUUCCCAGUGGAGAUUUGUGGGCGCUACACCUACGGGAAGCCUGUCCAGGGGAAGGUCCAGGCUGGCUUGUGCCUCAGACAGAGGCUCCGGUAUCACCGGAGGAGGAAGAGCUGCACCCAGGUUACUGGGCAGACGGAAAAGAACGGCUGCUUCUCCACAGAGGUUCCAUUGGCUGCCUUCAAAGAGACCAUCCCGGGGUUGAGGAAGGAACUUGAAGUUGAGGCGUUGCUGGUGGAGGAUGGGACAGGGCUGGAGAUGAAGAACACCAAGAGCUGUGAGGUUUUACCCGAAGCAGUCACGGUCACCUUUGAGAACCCUGAUCACGUCUACAAGCCUGGGCUCCCCUACACAGGGAAGAUCCGGCUGCAGGGAGCCGAUGGCUCUGGGCUGCCCCAGAGGCAGAUCCUGCUCUCGGUCAGGAACCAGGGAAAAGAAAAGACACAAAGCUUCCUGACAGACGGCUCAGGGAGAGCCUCCUUCCAGCUGGACACCUCUGGCUGGAGCGACCAUGUCUCCUUGAGGGCUCAACUCAACCAAACAGCCGAGAGCUGGGGGAAGGACUCAAGAGCUCCCAACAAAGUUGCCUCUCUGACAGUCAUGCCCUACUCCUCGAAGAGCAGGAGCUUCCUGCACAUCCGAGACCCCGAGGGGGAGCUCCCCUGCGGCCAUUCCCAGCUGAUCCACGUGGAUUCCAUCUUUGGAAAGGAGGCUUUAGGCAGUGAGCUGAAGAACCUGGAUCUGGUUUUCAUGGUCCUGGCCAAGGGGACCAUUACCAGCAUCUUCAGGAAAGAGGUCGCUGCAGAGCCUGGACAGAGGGUCUCCCUCUCCCUGGAGCUGCCCAUCGGGCUGGAGCUGGCGCCCAUGGCCAAGCUUCUGGUCUACGUGGUGCUGCCCAACGGUGAGAUGGUGGCUGACUCCACUGAGCUCUACGUGGCCAAGUGCUUCCCCAACCAGGUGAAGAUGGCGUUUUCAGAGGCCAGGGCCCUGCCUGGGGCAGCGCUGAGGCUGCAGCUGGGGGCUGCCCCGGGCUCCCUGUGCGCUGUCCGAGCUGUGGAUCGCAGUGUGCUGCUCCUGAAGCCCGAGGCUGAGCUCAACGCUGAGGCUGUCUACAAAGCACUGCCUGAGUUCAACUACCCCCACAGCAUCCAGGAUGAACCAUCCUGUGACUUUUACUGGUGGGACUCCAAGAUGGAAACCUACAAGUUAUUCCAGGGUGCAGCACUGAAGCUCUUCACCAAUGCCAAGACCAGGGAGGAUUGCCCACCCAGGCUCCCCAUCGUUGGAAUGGCAGGUCCUGGAGGUGAGGUCCAGCUGAGACCUGAGACCCCAAGUUCUGCUCUGCCUUUUCCAGGAGUGGCAGUAGCACCCCGUUUUGCGUUGGAAGACGUGGUACUGGUCAGCUCAGGCAGUCCAAACGUUGAGGAUGGGGAAAAGGCCGCAGCACCCCGAACAUAUUUCCCAGAGACGUGGCUGUGGGACCUGGUCCCUGUGGGGGAGGGUGGCUCUGCUGAGGUGACGGUGACAGUGCCUGAUGCCAUCACAGAGUGGGAGGCUGGGAUGUUCUGCAUGGCCCCGCAGGGCCUGGGGCUGUCCCCUGCUGUCACCCUCACGGCCUUCCAGCCGUUCUUUGUGGAGCUGGCGCUGCCCUACGCCGUGGUGCGCCACGAGACCUUCACCCUCAGGGCCACCGUCUUCAACUACCUGCGCCAGUGCCUGAGGGUUCAGGUGAUGCUGGCAGAGUCGGCGGAGCUGGAGGUGUCACCAGGUGCAGGGGACACCUACAGGGGCUGUGUCUGUGCAGACGAAGCCAGGACCUUCCAGUGGGGCGUGAGAGCCACCAGCCUGGGGGAGGUGAACAUCACCGUGAGCACUGAGGCCCUCAGCUCCACAGAGCCCUGUGGCAACGAGCUGCCCCUGGUGCCGGCCCAGGGCCGCGUGGACACCGUGAUAAAGCCCCUGCUGGUGCAGCCCGGGGGGAUCCUGGUGGAGAAGGCUCACAGCUCCCUGCUCUGCCAGGAAGGUGCUGAAGAAGUCUCCUUAGAGAUUCCUGCAAACAUCCUGGAGAGCUCCCAGAGAGCCCACAUCACCGUGAUGGGUGACAUCCUGGGCAAUGCCCUGCAGAACCUGGACAGUCUCCUGGCCAUGCCCUACGGCUGUGGGGAGCAGAACAUGGUUCGCUUUGCCCCCAACAUCUACAUCCAGCAGUACCUGGAGAAGACCGGGCAGCUGCUGCCAGACAUCCGUGCCAAGGCACAGGGGUUCCUGCAGAGCGGGUACCAGCGGGAGCUGCUGUACAAACACGAUGACGGCUCCUACAGCGCCUUUGGGAAGAGCGAUGACAAGGGCAAUACCUGGCUGACGGCGUUUGUCCUCAAGUCCUUCGGGCAUGCCCGGGCCUACGUGGCCAUCGAGGAGCGGCACAUCACGGAUGCGCUGCGGUGGCUGCAGCAGCACCAGAGGAAGAGCGGCUGCUUCCGCAGCGUGGGCAGACUCUUCAACAACGCCCUGCAGGGCGGUGUCUCGGAUGAGCUCUCACUCUCGGCUUAUGUGACGGCAGCAAUGCUGGAACUGGGGCUGCCCACGCUGGAGCCGACAGUGAGCGCAGCCCUGAAGUGCCUGGAGGCUUCUCCCACGGACAACCCCUACACACAAGCCCUGCUCGCCUACGUGUUCGGGCUGGCGGGGCUGCGGGAGCAGCAGCAGGCACAGCUACAGCGCCUGGCCCAGCACAGCAUCAGCACAGAGGGGCAGCUCUACUGGCGGAGGAAGGGGCAGGCUCAGAAGGCCUCGGAGCCGUCCUGGGCCGCGGCUGCGCCGGCCGAGGUGGAGAUGACGGCCUACGUCCUGCUGGCCUACCUGUCCCAGCCCUCCGUGUCCCCUGCUGAGCUGGGGACAGCGUCCCAGAUCGUCCGCUGGCUCUGCAAGCAGCAGAACCCCUACGGGGGCUUUGCCUCCACACAGGACACCGUGGUGGCCCUGCAGGCCCUGGCCAGAUACGCCACCCUGACCCAUGGCAGCAACGGGGACUUCACGGUGACGGUGACAUCGCCCACGGGGACAGCGCAGGACUUCGUGCUGGACAGCAGCAACCGGCUGGUGCUGCAGCGAGCGGCGCUGCCCGAGCUGCCGGGCACCUACGGGCUGCGAGCCCGUGGGCAGGGCUGUGCCCUGGCACAGGUGACCCUGCGCUACAAUGUGCCCCCUCCUCCCAGCACGGGGGCGUUUGAGCUGCGGGUGGAGACAGAGCCGCUGCCUGGCACACAGAACCCGCGGUUCCUGCUCCGCCUCUGGGCACGGUACAGCGGGGACCGUCCUGUCACCAACAUGGUUGUCAUCGAGGCCAAGCUGCCCUCGGGCUACAGCCCAGACAAGAAAUCCGUGGUGGAGCUGAAGAGGCAGAACCUGGUGAAGAAGGUGGAGGUGCAGCCUGACCAGGUGACCAUUUACCUGGAGCAGCUGAGCAAGGAGGAGGAGACCUUUUCCUUCCGAGCCCAGCAGGACUUCCUGGUGAGCAACCUGCAGCCAGCCACCGUGUCCCUGUACGACUACUACGAGACAGGUGACCGUGUGGAUGUGGCCUACACUGCACCCCCCAGCUCAGAGGAGAAGGAAAACGUCUAACUCAGCCUGGAGCCUGGCAGCCCCUCCCUGCCCUGCCCCAGCUCCUGUGGACAGCAAGGACAGGGAUGGCUGAGGGUCCCUGCUCGUGGCCAUGGUCCUGACCCUCCACGGGGGCAGCAGGUGGCCCAGAGACCCUCACUGGCCCCCAGCAGGGCCCCUCUGCAUGGAGCCAUAGCUGGGUCUGGAUCUGCAGCCAAGGGGCUCCUGCAGGCCCAAGGACACACAUGGCUUCUCCAGCUCUGCCACUCGAUGGACUUGGCUGAGCAGCCACAGUGGGAGCUUCACAGGGACACCCCUGGGCCACCUCCUGACACCCCUGCAUGGACACUCUGAGGUGCCACCUCAGCCCCCUCCUCAGCACUGACACAGUGCCAGUGUCACCACGAGGGACUUGGGGACACUCUGAACUCCCAGCACAAAGCAGACAGGUGCCUGCUGGAGAGAAGCUGGGACCCCACUGCCCUGGGUCUAAAUAAAGCCGUAGUCAAUCA